Ilyonectria robusta is the source of this 1094-nucleotide messenger RNA. RefSeq lists its product as uncharacterized. The record is from RefSeq and is a predicted model, not a curated record. Bases 1 to 918 code for a protein of 305 amino acids. Gene Ontology annotation, cellular component: cytoplasm. Gene Ontology annotation, molecular function: oxidoreductase activity, acting on the CH-OH group of donors, NAD or NADP as acceptor. Lineage: Eukaryota; Fungi; Ascomycota; Sordariomycetes; Hypocreales; Nectriaceae. The transcript has 3 exons.
AUGGCUUCUUCCGCCGUGUCAUUUUCUGUCUCUGGCAAGACCGCCAUCAUCACUGGUGCUGGUUCAGGUAUCAAUUUGGCAUUUGCUGAACUCCUGCUGUCGCGAGGCUGCAAUGUCGUUUUUGCAGACUUGUCGCUCCGACCAGAAGCCCAGGAGGUUGUUUCUCAACACAAGGACACGACCCCGCGAGCAGUCUUUGUAAAAACAGAUGUGACUUCAUGGCCCGACCUGAGUGGCAUGUUUGAAACUGCGCUCUCCGAGUUUGGCGGGUUCGAUGUUGUCUGCCCCGGAGCUGGAGUUUACGAGCCACAUUGGUCCAGCUUCUGGCACCCACCGGGGUCGGGAGAGAGCAAGGAUGAGAUUGAUGCUGGACAUUACAAGCUUCUUGAUAUCAACCUGACACACCCAUUCGCGCAACCCAGAUGGCAAUCCAAGGUAUCUGUACAGAACCCUAAGCGAGUUAUUCACAUUGCCUCUGUUGCUGGAUAUCUCCCGGUUUUCAGAGCGCCCAUGUACGGUGCAUCUAAAUUCGCAGUCACCGGCUUUGUUCGAUGCCUUGCUCCACUGGACUCUUCCGUUGGUAUUCGGGUCAACGCCGUGGCGCCUGGCGUAGUCCGGACACCACUAUGGACCGAGAACCCAGAGAAGCUGAUCAACGUCGACCAGACGCGAGACGGCUGGGUCACUCCGCAAGAGGUCGCUCAGGCCAUGCUCAGCUGUGUGGAAAGCGACGAACACGUUGGGGGCACAAUUCUGGAAGUUGGGAAAGACAACACGCGACAGGUGCCGGUCACCAAUGACCCGGGUCCAGAUAUGAGCCCAGAGAAGGGGAUUAUCACGAGCAACGCAGAAAAGGGCGACGAAAUGGUGUGGGAUUGGCUGAGUAAGGAGGAUAUCUGGGGUGGUCAACAGAAGUAGCCCCCAUGACGACGGCUUCAAAACGAGUCAUUUUGCAACAUUCAUUAUUGACAAUGUGCCCCGCUCUUCACCAGACUCUGCGCCAUCAUGUGGUUCUGGCUAGAGCUGUAUUUGUGUCCACAUUUCAGUGGUCGAUUUGAACCGCGCCAAUAAUGGGAAGUUGAGCCGAAUUCUCG